Trypanosoma theileri is the source of this 384-nucleotide messenger RNA. RefSeq lists its product as uncharacterized. The transcript has a single exon. The record is from RefSeq and is a predicted model, not a curated record. NCBI's taxonomy places the organism in Eukaryota, Euglenozoa, Kinetoplastea, Trypanosomatida, Trypanosomatidae. Bases 1 to 384 code for a protein of 127 amino acids.
AUGGCGGUUAGAGGUGGUGGUAAUAGUAAUAAUAGUAGUGAAGGUGUGUCGCGGGCGGAGCUGCAGUUGCGGCUUGAACACGAGUGGCUGCGGGCGGAACGCGAGUUUCUCCGCGCGGAGUCGAUCGCCACGGCCGGUCUCACUGCACGGGCCACAACUGCCCGCGACGGCGAGGCGCAAUCACACCGCGCGCUUCUCCGCAAGUACGCCGACGGCCAGCAACGGGGCGACACCGCCGCCUGCCGUGCUGCAGAGGAGGGCAUGCGGCGCGAAGUGGACGCUGCGCGGCGGCGCGUGGAGGAACUCCGCCGUAUUUUAGCAUCACUUCAGAUGGAGGCUGUGGAGAUUGGAGCCCACUGCAAAGGACUAGCAGGUUUUAUCUGA